AUGAUGGAGGAGUCUCUGCUGAGAGGCGAAAGCAGUGGCCUCAGCAACCGCCGGCGAGGAGUGUUCCGGCGUUCCGACGCUAUCACCUACGGCUCCAACUACGAGAAAGCCGCUGCGUUCGUCGAUCUGGCUGAAGAUGGUGUUGGUCUCCCUGAGCAAAUUCUUGAUUCAUCAAACUUCCAAAGUUAUGCAAGAUUUUAUUUUAUAUUCACCAAAUUCAAUCUCAUAUGGUCUCUUAAUUAUUUUGCUUUGAUAGUCCUGAAUUUCCUGGAGAAACCUCUAUGGUGUAAAAAACUUGCCACGAAUUCCUGCAGUGAUAGAGAGUAUUUCUAUUUGGGUCAAUUGCCAUAUCUAACUGAUGCAGAAGCUCUAAUUUAUGAGGGAAUAACUCUUCUUUUGCUAAUAAUACAUACUUUCUUCCCAUUGUCAUACGAAGGAUCCCGUAUAUAUUGGAAGAGUGGUAUUAAUCAAUUGAAGGUUUUCUGUCUAUUAGUUCUUGUUGCUGAUAUGCUGCUCUAUGCCUUUUACUUGUCUCCACUGGCUUUUGAUUUUCUACCUUUCAGAGUUGCACCAUAUGUCAGAGUUGUUCUUUUUGUUCUGAACAUAAGGACCCCUUCAAAUUCUGCAUUUGAAAUUGAUGUUAGGGAGCUACGAGAAACCAUCAUUAUCUUGGCUGGGAUGCUUGACACAUACUUAAAUGUCCUGGCUUUGGGAUUGCUGUUUCUUCUUUUCGCUAGUUGGGUGGCAUAUGUGUUUUUUGAGGAUACAAUACAGGGGAAAACAGUCUUCACUUCCUACGGUACUACGUUGUAUCAGAUGUUCCUUUUAUUUACCACAUCCAAUAAUCCAGAUGUUUGGGUUCCUGCAUACAAGUCUUCUCGUUGGUAUUGCUUGUUUUUUGUACUGUUUGUGCUGGUUGGAGUUUACUUUGUUACAAACCUUAUCCUUGCCGUUGUUUAUGACAGUUUCAAGAGUGAGCUUGUGAAACAAGUUUUUGAAAAGGAUCUUCUGAGAAGAACAAUGUUGGAGAAAGCUUUUCAUCUCUUAGAUACACAUAAUGUUGGAUGGCUCAACAAAAAUCAAUGCAUUAGGCUCUUUGAGGAGUUGAACAAGUACAGGACUUUGCCAAAAAUCUCCAGGGAGGAAUUUGAGUUGAUAUUUGAUGAGCUGGAUGAUAGUCAUGAUAUAAAGAUCAACAAGGAUGAAUUUGCUGAUAUAUGCAAUGCAAUUGCAUUAAAAUUUCAGAAGGAAGAUGUUACAUCUUACUUUGAGUAUUUAGCAUUCUACGACUGGCCCAGCUCAAUGAGAUUAAAAGAAUUUGUGAAGAGUCCUAUGUUUGGAUACCUAGUGUCCUUCAUUCUCAUAGUAAAUCUGGUUGCGGUUAUUAUUGAGACAACGCUUGAUAUAGAAAACAAUUCUGCACAAAAGGUGUGGCAGGUGGUUGAGUUCAUUUUUGGGUGGAUAUAUGUAAUAGAAAUGGUUUUAAAGGUUUAUGCAUAUGGAUUCGAGAACUAUUGGCGGGAUGGUCAAAAUCGCUUUGAUUUUAUUAUCACAGUGAUAAUUGCCAUUGGAGAAACUGUAAGUUUUGCUGUACCUGAUGAUGAUCUUCCUUUUAUCUCAAAUGGAGAAUGGAUUCGUUACCUUCUUCUUGCAAGAAUGUUGAGAUUAAUAAGACUCCUAAUGCAUGUCAAGCGAUACCGAGCCUUUGUGGCAACUUUCUUGACUCUCAUACCAAGUUUGAUGCCAUACCUAGGGAUCAUAUUUUGUGUCUUAUGUAUUUAUUGUUCGCUUGGUGUACAGAUUUUUGGUGGAAUUGUUAAUGCUGGAAACCCCGAAUUGGAAUCAACCGCUCUUGCCGAAAAUGACUAUUUGGUUUUCAACUUCAAUGAUUACCCUAAUGGAAUAGUGACACUGUUCAAUUUUCUUGUCACGGCAACCUGGGAUGAAGUGAUGACGAGCUACAAGGAAUUAACUGGGACUUCUUGGACCUAUUUUUACUUCAUUAGCUUCUACUUAAUUACUGUUUUGCUGCUUUUGAACUUGAUUAUUGCUUUUGUCUUGGAGGCAUUCUUUGCUGAAAUGGAUCUUGAGUCAUCAGAAACUAGUGAAGGAAAUGACAAGGAAGUUGGAGGAGAUAAAUAUCGAAAGCGGUCUAUUGGCACUAAAACACGAAGCCAAAGGGUUGACGUUCUUCUUCAUCAUAUGUUGAGUGCCGAGUUGUGUCAAAAUCAGCCUUCCAAUACAGAAACUUGA
Sphenostylis stenocarpa is the source of this 2253-nucleotide messenger RNA. NCBI's taxonomy places the organism in Eukaryota, Viridiplantae, Streptophyta, Magnoliopsida, Fabales, Fabaceae. The record is from the annotation of a GenBank genome assembly.